UUAGUUUCUUAACAAAUGGGUGGAAUACUGAUCGAAUUUCAAACUAAGGGAUGCCAAGAAAUUUUCACCAAACUCAGGGUAGAUACAUGUUAUUCAGGCACAGCAAAAGCCCAUGCUCUUUCUUCAACAACCAGAUAUCAUCGCCCUGGUACUUCAGUAGGACUAGAGCCGAUCACUAACCUGCAGGAACCAAACAUGGAAAUUCAUGAAAAGGAAUCCCAAUAUCUCCCACAAGUGCUACUCUUAAAACCACCGCCUGACUUCGAACUGUUUGGAGAGGAAGCAUUUCCCUCAGAAAAAUUUCAGUUCUUGAAAGUAUGGAAGUCAACACUCCCUCUCGAUCAAUUCUUGAAAACACAUGCCCAGUCAGUUGAAGCCAUUUUGUCCUCCGGCGGCGCCCCCGUAACAGCCGAGAUCUUACUGCUAAUGCCAGCGGUUCGAUUAGUCAUGACCACCAGUGCUGGCUUGAAUCACAUAGACAUAGCGGAGUGCAGGCGCCGCGGCAUCUCUAUAGCUAAUGCUGGAAAUGUUUUCUCUGAAGAUGUGGCGGAUUUGGCCGUUGGUUUGCUGAUUGAUGUAUUGAGGACCGUGUCUGCGGCAGAUGGGUAUGUUAGACGAGGCCUUUGGACUGCUAAAGGCGACUAUCCCCUGGGUUCUAAGCUUGGUGGUAAGCGAGUUGGGAUUGUCGGUUUGGGGAGUAUUGGCUCAUUAGUUGCUGAAAGGCUAGUCACCUUUGGAUGCCACAUAUCAUACAACUCAAGAACGCAAAAACCAUCUGUUCCAUACCCUUUCUAUUCGAGUGUCCAGGAACUUGCUGCUAAUAGUGAUGUUCUCAUCAUUUGUUGUGGAUUAACUGAAGAAACACGCCACAUGAUCAAUAAGGAUGUUCUGUCAGCAUUGGGGAAGGAAGGAGUCAUCGUUAAUAUCGGACGCGGGGCUAUUAUUGAUGAGCAGGAAUUGGUUCGGUGUCUAGUGCAAGGAGAGAUUAAAGGUGCAGGUUUGGAUGUUUUUGAGAAUGAGCCUGAUGUUCCUAAAGAGCUUUUUGCAAUGAACAAUGUUGUUCUGUCGCCUCAUCGUGCUGUUUUUACAUCGGAAACUUUCCAGGAUAGGCAAAAACUUGUGGUGGCUAACUUGGAAGCUUUCUUCUCAAAUAAACCACUACUCACUCCAGUUGUGGAUGACUGAUGUAUUUUAGGAAAGAUUUUAUUUUGUUCAUCAUGGAUUUGGAAAACCAUCUCAUGUACAACACUCAUUGUCCUUUUGGAAGUGAUUGGUGGUAAGACUGUCAGUUUAAAUCUCUAUAACAUUAUUUAUUUUUUAUCCUA
Molecule: messenger RNA, 1325 nt
Organism: Mangifera indica (mango)
Lineage: Eukaryota; Viridiplantae; Streptophyta; Magnoliopsida; Sapindales; Anacardiaceae
Product: glyoxylate/hydroxypyruvate reductase HPR3-like
Exons: 2
Coding region: 16-1185 (389 amino acids)
Cellular component (GO): cytosol
Molecular function (GO): glyoxylate reductase (NADPH) activity; hydroxypyruvate reductase [NAD(P)H] activity; NAD binding
Source: RefSeq, a predicted model, not a curated record